AUGUCAUUUAUCAAGGGUAAGUUCACUGUACCAAGUUCCAUUGGUUAUGUUUCAAAAUCUAUUUUUAACGUUUCUUCAAGAAGGUUUGCUUCUUCAAAAACCAUGACCGUUAGAGAAGCAUUGAAUUCUGCAAUGGCUGAAGAAUUGGAUCGUGAUGAUGAUGUAUUCAUCAUUGGUGAAGAAGUUGCCCAGUACAACGGUGCUUACAAAGUCACAAAGGGUUUGUUGGAUAGAUUUGGUGAAAGAAGAGUUGUUGAUACACCAAUUACUGAAUAUGGUUUCACAGGUUUAGCCAUUGGUGCUGCUUUGAAAGGUUUAAAACCAAUUGUCGAAUUCAUGUCUUUUAAUUUCUCAAUGCAAGCUAUUGACCAUGUUGUUAACUCUGCUGCAAAAACUCACUAUAUGUCUGGUGGUACCCAAAAGUGUCAAGUUGUCUUUAGAGGUCCAAACGGUUCUGCUGUCGGUGUUGCUGCUCAGCAUUCUCAAGAUUACUCAGCAUGGUACGGUUCUAUUCCAGGUUUAAAAGUUUUAGUUCCUUAUUCUGCUGAAGAUGCAAGAGGUUUGCUAAAGGCUGCCAUUAGAGAUCCAAAUCCCGUCGUCUUUUUAGAAAAUGAAUUAUUAUACGGUGAAUCUUUCGAAGUCUCUGAAGAAGCCCUAUCUCCUGAUUUUACCUUGCCAUAUAAAGCUAAGAUCGAAAGAGAAGGUACUGAUAUUUCAAUCGUUACAUACACAAGAAAUGUUCAAUUCUCAUUAGAAGCUGCUGAGAUUUUAAGUAAGCAAUACGGUAUUAACGCUGAAGUUAUCAACUUGCGUUCUAUUAGACCAUUGGAUGUUGAAGCAAUUAUCAAUACUGUCAAAAAGACAAACCAUUUAAUUACUGUCGAAUCAACAUUCCCAAGUUUCGGUGUUGGUUCAGAAAUUAUUGCUCAAGUUAUGGAAUCCGAAGCAUUCGAUCAUUUAGAUGCUCCAGUUAGAAGAGUCACCGGUGCUGAUGUCCCAACACCAUACGCAAAAGAAUUAGAAGAUUUCGCCUUCCCUGAUCCAGACACCAUUGUUAGAGCUGUUAAAGAAGUUCUAGCAGUAGAAUAA
Molecule: messenger RNA, 1089 nt
Organism: Vanderwaltozyma polyspora DSM 70294
Lineage: Eukaryota; Fungi; Ascomycota; Saccharomycetes; Saccharomycetales; Saccharomycetaceae
Gene: PDB1
Product: pyruvate dehydrogenase (acetyl-transferring) subunit E1 beta
Exons: 1
Coding region: 1-1089 (362 amino acids)
Biological process (GO): pyruvate decarboxylation to acetyl-CoA
Molecular function (GO): pyruvate dehydrogenase (acetyl-transferring) activity
Source: RefSeq, a predicted model, not a curated record